GGCGUAUCUCUUUCUCUUACUCUCUCUCUCUAAACUUUUGUAGAGAGAGAGAGAGAGAGAGAUCUCUGUAGUCCGGAGUGCGAUACAAACCCUUAUUUAGUGGCUGACUGGCUUCAGUACUGUGAAUUGACCCGAAAUGGUGGUAUCGGGAGACCCAUACCCCUUCUCUUUCUCACUCUACCCCAGAAAAGUUACAGAGAAAGCCGGAGAAGGGGGGGCCUGAACCCAAAACCCAGUGGAUCUCUCUCUCUCUCUCUCUCCCCGAAAUCGAUCUGGGAUCACACAAACCAGGUACACCUGUUCUAGUGAUCUUCGUUCAAUUCCUUUAAAAUUUGAUACACACAACAAUCUCUCUCUCUCUCUCUCUGUCCUAUUGAUUUCGCCAUUGCUGUCUCUCUCUGUAGCUCAAAAUCAAAUAAUGCAUGGUUUCGAAUUUGAUUGCCCAAUGUGGGUUGCUCCCAAAAUAGUUUUUUGCUAUCGAUUUGGUUGAUGGGUCAUUAGGUAUAACCAAUUUUCUCCUAGUUUUACAUUUUUGGAGUACUUUCAUGGCUUUCGCUUCUUCAGUCACCAUCUCUACCACCUUUUCCUCUUAAUUUUGCAUUUAUUGGUAUCUGUUCACUCUUUAUAGCUCUUAUUUCAUAUUGAUUUCGCCCCCCCCCACCCAUCUCUCUCUCUAUACCUCUCUCGUUGUGAUUUAUUGGAUUUUGGUCCUCUCUUUCUAGAUUGUUAUUUGAACCAUAUUGAGCAGAGACUCUGUGAUCAAACAUGGCUAACAAUCCUCCUCCUCCUCCUCAUGUUGUUGCUUCACCUCCAAUCACUCCACCACCAAGACCUGAAAAAAGACCCAUCCCCCCGGCUUUCUCUUCUCCUUCUACAACAAGGUUUUCCCCUCAAAAACCAAUGGACUCAAACCCAAAAGACCAUCCCACCCAACCUGCUUUCUCUUCUCCUAUAACCAGAUUUUCACCUCAAAAACCACUCGAUUUGAACCCAAAAGACCAACCAAUCCCUCAUUCUCUCCCUUCUUCUGCUACCAGGUUUUCACCCCAAAACCCCAUUGAUUCAGACUUAAAAGACCAACCUUCAUCCUCAAUGAGAAGCCCCUAUGAUAAUCACAAAAAUCCUCAAGACCCAAGCUUUUUGACCCCUCCUCGCUCUUCCAGUGAAACUGUUCCCAUGACGUAUAGAACCAGUGGUAAGACUGACAGCCCCAUUUCUCAAUUUAACAGCCCACCUGCUCCCCCAGUUUUCUCUUCCCCACUUCGCCCAGCUGCUGCCCCUUUUAGUCCUUCUCCGGCUUUACCCCAGCCGAGGGCACUUUUGUCGAGUUUUAAUUUUGCCGGCUCUGGUGGCCCCUCUUUGCCAACAUCUUCGUUGCCCAUUCAUUCAAAUGGGGGAACAACUGAGUUGCAGACUGAUGCUUUGGUGAAUUCGAAUGACUCUGUGUUAUCUGGGGCAUCACCUCACGUGCUCUUCUCAGCACAUAAGGUAUUGAAGCAGAAGAAACUCGGAAGCAUCCCAAGCCUGGGAUUCAGUGCACUGGUUUCACCUGGAGGGGAAAGUCCAUUGGGCAGCUCUCAAACAGUGCAACAUGCUCCACACAGAUGUGUCAACUGUGGAGCCUACAUAAACCUAUACUCCAGCAUAGUUCCGAGCUCUGGCGAGUGGAAAUGCAUCUUCUGCAAAAACCUAAACAGUAGCAAUGGUGAAUAUAGGGCGGCCAGUCGAGAAGACCUUAAAAACUGGCCUGAACUCUCUUCCCCAACUGUCGAUUACAUUGACACAGGGAAUAAACGGCCAGGAUUCAUUCCCGUAUCUGACUCUCGAAUGUCUGCCCCCAUUUUCCUGGUCAUAGACGAGUCCUUAGAUGAAGCUGUCCUACAACAUUUGCAAAGCUCACUCCAUGCCUUUGUGGAUUCUCUUCACCCCACGACACGGAUUGGGGUCAUUUCAUAUGGUAAAACUGUUUCAGUUUAUGAUUUUUCAGAGGCUUCAGUGGCAUCAGCUGACUUGCUCCCAGGCAACAAAUCCCCAACUCAAGACUCACUUAAAGCCCUACUAUAUGGGACUGGUAUCUACUUAUCCCCUGUCCAUGCUUCUCUCCCUGUUGCUCAUACCAUCUUCUCAUCCUUAAGGCCUUAUAACCAUAACUUGCCUGAGGUCUCAAGGGACCGGUGUUUGGGUACAGCUGUGGAGGUUGCCUUAGCUAUUAUAAGGGGCCCCACUGCUGAAAUACCACGUGGAUCAGUGAAGAGAUCAGGUGGGAAUUGUCGUAUCCUAGUUUGUGCUGGUGGUCCUAAUACUUAUGGUCCAGGAUCAGUUCCCCAUUCUUUUGGCCACCCCAACUAUCCGUACAUGGAGAAAAGAGCUUUGAAGUGGAUGGAGCAUUUGGGUCGAGAGGCUAGGCUUUGUGAUACAGUGGUUGAUAUAUUGUGUGCUGGCACUUGCCCGGUAAGAACCCAGGUUUUGCAGCCGCUAGCAAAGUCCUCGGGAGGUGUUUUGGUCCUUCAUGAUGAUUUUGGGGAGGCUUUUGGGGUGAACUUGCAAAGGGCUUCAAUGCGAGCUUCAGGUUCUCAUGGAAUGUUUGAAAUUCGGUGCUCCGAUGGUAUUCUUGUCAGUAGAGUCAUUGGGCCUGGUGAAGAGGCACCCUCAGAUGCUAUUGAGACUUUCAAAGACGACUCAUCUACUUGCAUUCAAAUGUUGGGUGUUGAAGAAACACAGAGUUUUGCUGUUUCCAUGGAAACCAAGAGUGACAUUAAGGACGAUCACAUGCUUUUCCAGUUCGCAUUUCGAUAUUCUAACAUCUAUCAGGCUGAGGUAUCUAGGGUUUCUACUAUCAGAUUGCCAACCACUGAUAACUUAUCGGCCUAUUUGGCUAGUGUCCAGCCUGAAGUGGCAACUGUUCUAAUGGCCAAAAAAACUCUUUUGCUUGCACGAACCUCGUCAGAUGCUCUUGAUAUGAGAGUGGCAGUGGAUGAGAGGGUGAAAGAUAUAGCUGUGAAAUUUGGGUCUGUGCCUGGUAAAUCAAAGCUUCACCAAUUUCCCAAGGAGCUUUCAACGUUGCCUGAGAAUUUGUUCCACCUUAGGCGCGGGCCUCUUUUAGGGAGUAUUAUUGGCCAUGAAGAUGAGAGAUCGGUACUGAGAAAUAUAUUCUUGAAUGCUUCCUUUGAUUUGUCGCUAAGAAUGAUAGCACCUCGUUGCUUGAUGCAUCGAGAAGGGGGAACUUUUGAGGAGUUGCCUGCAUAUGAUCUUGCCAUGCAAUCGGAUGCCGCAGUUGUCCUUGACCAUGGAACUGAUGUCUUCAUUUGGUUGGGUGCUGAACUUGCCACACAGGAAGCAAAGAGUGCAGCAGCUCUGGCAGCCUGCAGAACGCUGGCCGAGGAGCUCACUGAACAACGAUUUCCUGCCCCUCGAAUCCUUGCUUUUAAAGAGGGUAGCUCUCAAGCUCGAUAUUUCGUUUCAAGAUUGAUACCUGCACACAAGGAUCCUCCUUACGAGCAGGAGGCAAGGUUUCCACAGCUCCACACUCUCAGUAGGGAACAGAGAGAAAAACUAAAGAGCAGUUUCCUCCAUUUUGAUGAUUUUAGCUUCUGCGAAUGGAUGCGUAGCCUUAAACUGGUGCCACCUGAGCCUAGUUAGCAGUUGCUUCCUUAACAUCCUUUUGAUGGUUCUACUACUAUUUGAAGGUGCCCAACACCAGGCAAGAAGGCAUACACAUUUUUUGGAUGACAAUUUACAGAUAGCAACAGUAAAAACAAUUCUCAGAUUUUUUCUUUUCAAAGUUCCUCUCUCUCUUUCUCUCUCUCUCGGGUGUCUGUGAGGCUUGGGGGGACAAUGAGUCACUUCGUCCUUUGUUCCUUUCAUACUUCUUGUUCUUUUAAUGACAGAAUUUUUUGCAGAAAGAUACUUCGACAUUGCCAUCCCAUUUUCUGUUAUUAUAGAGUUGGGGUAUGAUGAAGGAAACAAUAAAGAUGGCAAUAUGAAACGGUACCCUUAUGUUAUUUUUGGGUGAAUAAUAAGUACACCCUUUGUUUGGAAACAAUGACUUCAUUUAUGCAUCAUUUAGCCAUUGAAAUUUGAUGUUGGUCUA
Amborella trichopoda is the source of this 4090-nucleotide messenger RNA. Its product is annotated as Sec23/Sec24 protein transport family protein. Gene Ontology annotation, cellular component: endoplasmic reticulum exit site; COPII vesicle coat. Gene Ontology annotation, biological process: endoplasmic reticulum to Golgi vesicle-mediated transport; intracellular protein transport; COPII-coated vesicle cargo loading. The record is from RefSeq and is a predicted model, not a curated record. Gene Ontology annotation, molecular function: GTPase activator activity; zinc ion binding. NCBI's taxonomy places the organism in Eukaryota, Viridiplantae, Streptophyta, Magnoliopsida, Amborellales, Amborellaceae.